This is a messenger RNA of Cottoperca gobio, 4393 nucleotides long. Its product is annotated as phosphatidate phosphatase LPIN2. Gene Ontology annotation, cellular component: nucleus. Lineage: Eukaryota; Metazoa; Chordata; Actinopteri; Perciformes; Bovichtidae. Gene Ontology annotation, biological process: cellular response to insulin stimulus; positive regulation of transcription by RNA polymerase II; fatty acid catabolic process. Gene Ontology annotation, molecular function: transcription coactivator activity; phosphatidate phosphatase activity. The record is from RefSeq and is a predicted model, not a curated record.
UCUCUCAGCAUCAACCCACAAACAAUAAACCGCCUGUAACAUCUUUAGCAGUCGUCGAAGUCCCAAACCAUGAAUAUUGUGGGCCAGUUUGCGGAGACAGUGUUUGUGACGGUGAAGGAGCUGUACCGCGGCCUGAACCCCGCCACUCUCACCGGAGGGAUCGAUGUCAUCGUGGUGCGGCAGCCUGAUGGAUCGUUCCAGUGCUCCCCCUUUCACGUCCGCUUUGGCAAGCUGGGUGUGCUGCGCUCCAAGGAGAAAAUUGUGGACAUUGAGAUCAAUGGAGAAUCAGUUGACCUGCACAUGAAGUUGGGUGACAAUGGAGAAGCUUUUUUUGUGGAGGAAAAUGAAAACAAGGAGUCCCAGGUCCCAGCCCAUCUGUGCACCUCCCCAAUUCCUCUUGAGGUCCCUGAGGAGAUCGAGGAGACCCCUGAGGGAUCCUCCAUUGCCGGGUCUGGCGCUCGCAGGAAGAAACGCCGUCGCAAACGCAUUCGUUCUGAUACUCACCUGAGAGAAGAGGCCAGCUCCUCAUCAGAUGAGAGGGACAGAGAGAAGGAGUGGGAGAGAGAAAGUGAUCAGGCCGGGCAGGAGAGCCCUGCUAAAGAAGAGCCUGUCGCACCGUUACAAGUCAGUAAAUCUGUGUACUUCUCGCUGUCUGAGGAGCCAAAUGAGGAGCUGGGAGCCACACAGACCAGAGACACUCAUCCACACUCAGACGGAGAGCAGUCUCCCUCAGAAUUCAAUGUGUUCUACAGCCGGUCAUCUUCCCCUAAAAGCGACUCCGAGCUCUUGGUUAAACCCCAAGAGUCGUCCGGGCCUCAGAUGCAGUGGAACUGGGGAGGUUUUCCCAUGCUGUGUCAAUCUGAGAGGACAACAGUGGAGUUGCAGCGCUUCUCCCCUUCCAGCAGUUCUCAUUUCUGCACCAUUGAGAGACAGGACUCCUUUGACUUGGACUAUGAGCCUGUGAUCAGCUGUGGCAGAGUGGGCAGUGUGACAGUGGUCAGGCCACUGCCCAGGACUCAGUCCCUAGACCUAAGUAACCACACAAUGCAGACCACCCCUUUAUCUAUGGAGAAGAAGUCUCACAUUUCACAUUCCACCCCCACUGACCUCUCCAAGUCUUGUGCAUCAUCUGCAAAAAUGAACGAGGACUCGACACAGGCACUAGAAUCCACAUCAGGGGAAGAGGAGGACAGAGACUCGCCUUCUUAUUCAGCUAAUCUAAUUAAUGGCACAUAUUCUCUUACUAGCAAAGAAAGCACAAUCAGUGUUGAGCACAUUAGCACUGUGAUUGAUAGUGUGACUAAACCAAACAAUGCACAAAUACAAGUCAUAAAAGAGAGCGAUGACUGCACAGUUACUGCAACAAGUCCAAGUAGUACAGAGUUAUCAAAUCCACAACAGCAAGGGGCUUUAUCUGAGCCAAGUGAGCAGGCUUCUAUCGGCAGUGCCCCUGUCAGCGAGGGGGACAGUGGGAUAGAUCCCUGUGCUGAGGGAGGGGAGGAGGACGGUGGAGCUGCAGGAGGCUCACUGACCAACAAAACCGAGGGGUUAGCAAACCCUCCUGAGGCAUCCUCCAAAGUGGAGCAACAGGACAAGAAGAAAGGUAAACGUAAUCACCAUCUAGGACCAACAGAUAUUUACUUGGAUGAUCUGACCAAGUUGGACCCCGAUGUGGCUGCACUCUACUUCCCCAAGAGUGAGACGGAGGGAGCGUCUCAGCACGGAGCAGAGCAGGGCUCCUGCUCAGGGAGCCAGUCGCCUCAGUCAGUGGGCAGCGGGGCCAUGGACAGCGGAACAGAGUACCUGUCAGAUUCCACCUCCUACAACAUGGACAUCAGCAUGUCCCUCUGCGGACAAGAGGGCGACACCAGCCAAAUCACUAAAGAAAAGUUUAUGGAGCACAUUGUGACGUACCAGGAUUUUGCCACCAAUCCAGGAAUCAUUGAGGAUCCAAGCCUUGUGAUCUGCAUCAACUCCAACUAUUAUAACUGGGCAGUGGCUGCUCCGAUGGUCUUGUCAAUGACAACGUUCCAGAAAAGCCUACCCAAGAGUGCGAUAGAGCGGCUGGUAAAGGACAAGAUGCCCAAAAAGUCUGGGCGCUGGUGGUUCUCCUGGAGGAGGAGACACAUGGACAACAGCCAGCAAAAGGACUCAAAGGAGGAACAAGAGGAGCCACUGGCGAGUGUUUCUUCCACAACAAAAGCCACAUUGGAUGACAUCGACAGUGAUGAGGCGGCUGGCCUCGGCCGAAAAGCCAUGAUUCCUUCCAGCCUAUCAACAGAAACCCUAAACGCCACUCAGUGCAUCACCCAGAUAUACCGCAAAUCACUGCGUCUGACCUCUAAACAGAUAGAGCACUUAAACCUGCGUGAGGGAGCCAACAAGGUGGUGUUCAGUGUGACCACACAAUACCAAGGCACCUGUCGCUGUGAGGCUGCCAUCUACCUGUGGAAGUGGGACGAUCGCGUCAUCAUAUCGGACAUAGACGGCACCAUCACUAAGUCUGAUGCUCUGGGUCAUAUUCUACCUCAGUUUGGAAAAGACUGGACACACAAAGGCAUCGCCAAACUCUACCACAAAAUACACCAAAAUGGCUAUAAGUUCCUGUAUUGUUCGGCGCGGGCCAUAGGCAUGGCUGCCAUCACCAAGGACUAUCUUCAGUGGGUCAAUGACAAAGGCAUUGUCCUCCCUCAAGGCCCUGUACUGUUGGCCCCCAGCAGCCUCUUUUCAGCACUGCACAGAGAGGUUAUUGAGAAGAAGCCGGAGGUGUUUAAGAUUGCCUGCCUCAGUGACAUCAAGGACCUGUUCAACCCACAGAGACAGCCCUUCUACGCGGCCUUCGGCAACAGGACUAACGAUGCGUUUGCCUAUAAGCAGGUUGGCGUGCCCGACACCAGGUUAUUUACAGUCAACCCAAAAGGAGAGCUCAUCCAGGAGAGGACUAAAGUCAGCAAGUCCUCGUACAGCCACCUCAGUGAGUUGGUGGAACAUUUCUUCCCCAUGCUCUCUGUCGGGGGCAGCACGUCCUCUGCUUUGGACUGUCCCGAGUACAGCAGCUUCUCCUAUUGGAAGGAGCCUCUGCCAGAACUGGACCUGGAUGCUCUACUGUAGAGACACACACACACACACACACACACACACACACACACACACACACUGUCUUUGAUGUUCCCUUUUCCUGAAAGGCUUUUGAAAGAUAUUUUCCCAGCAUGCUUGAAUACUGCCUUUGAUAUACCUGCCAACUGUAGCGCCUGUUUAUGAGACGCAUCACACAAAGGUAGAGCCAAAAAAGUUAUAAUAUGGUAAUACUUAAUUUCAGUGCACUCACAAUGGCUGUUUACACAAUUGUUAGCUAUUUUAUUGUGAAACUCCUACAAUGAACAACACAACUGGACAUAUGUGCCUUUGGAUAUUUUCAGUUUUUUGUUAGUGUGAACCCGUGUCAGUCAUUCCAAAAUAGGAACUGAACACUGUCACAUAUUUCAGCUUUAAACAUUUACAAAAAACACGUUUGUAUAGAAAUGGAGCUGUCUUGGAUAAGUGUUAAAGUGAUGCCUAAAAAUCCUGCACAUGCCAAAACUAUUGACUAUUGAUCUGAAGAUAUUCAGUCCCUGCUCCAACAGACCCAGGCACACACGGCUACAAAACAAACCUGUUACUCUUCAUUCAGUUGAGAUUGUGUGUCUGUGUAGUUGACAAAAGACAAUGUCUUUGACUUGAGCGUCGUGGGGAGGGUUUUUAUAGCUACAUGUACCAAGCAAGUGUGAGAAUGUUUUUAAAUGCUUUGAAUUAGUCUUUUUGACCCAAGGUAGUAUGAGCUAACUGGAUUUUGCCUUGAGCUAUGUUGAACAUUAUUCAGUUUUUGUCAAGCACAAGUGUUUUCUAAUGACUUGGGACUCCCUUAAGUAGAGUCUUAAGUAAUUAAAGCUUUGGAUGGGAAGCUAGAUUGUAUUUUUGUCUGGUAACUGCAGAAUCAAAACCUGCAGAUUAUUAUUAGUUGGUUGUAAGGGACAUUAUUAUUUAUUUUUCUUAAUACCCGAGAAUUGCAAUAACAAGUUGAUCAGAGCAUAUGAUCAUUGUGAAACUACAACAUGAACAUUUCACAUUUAUUUUUAUCACGUACCACACAACAGAAAUGUUGUACACUACAUGAAUGUGGAGGUGGGUCAGACGGACAUGACUUUUAUUACAGCGAAGAGCAAAAGGACCUCAGAGCGGAACAGUAGUGGUUUAGCCCGGCACUGUGCCUUAGUACUAUAAUGACUGUUAUAUUUAUUAUUUGUGCAUAUCUUUCAUCGUCCAACUGUGUGGAGGUGCAAUGGAGCUGAGGAUGUUGCUUUUACUUUUUAAACCAAAUGAAUAUCAUUAUAAAUAAAAUUGAAAUACAACACCG